AGGCCUCACAAUGUCAAAAUAGAUAGACAGAAUGUCUCGAGAUGAAAAACCAUAAGUACCUAUCACAGGCAGAACUGAACUUGAUGCACUAAUCACUAACUCAGAGAGAGAGAAUGGUAUUCUUCUUGAUCAAUCUUUUUCUAAAAAGAUUCAAGGACCCAUUACUACUUUAGCUUAGUUAAAUCCAGCUUAGAACUCUCAUAGUGGAUCUGAAUUUUCUCAUCAAUCAUUCUACAGUGAUGAAGAACCCUGGAAUAUUGACUAUAUUACUAAUAAUCUUGAAUCUUUAGAACAAGAUUUGAAUUGGAAAAACUUGUCUGAUGUCGUUAUCGAUCUAAAAUCAUUGUUUGAACACAUCCGAUUAUUGAUCAUUAAGAAUAUUAACAAGAAAUAGUUUUUAUACAAAUACAAUGUCCUAGCAUUGCGUUGUUUAUAUAUCUUAGGAAAUGCUAUGAAAAUUCAAGGCAAUUACUAACAUGCAAUUUUAUAUUAUGAAAAUUGUUUAAGUAAGUUUACGAUUAAUGAACCAACUUUUAAAGGCAAACUCUUAAUAGAGGCUGGUAAAGUAUGUUUCAUUUCAAAAUACUUUUAGAAAUGUUAAUAAUACUAUUAUGAUGCAUUAUUGCAUUAUGAAUAACUUAAUUGGCGUCUUGAUAUUGCAUAUGUUCUAACAUUACUAUCAAGAUUAAAUGGAUGGUUGAGUAAUUAUGUGCAAUAAUUUAAGAAAAUCCGGAUGUAGCCACUAAGUUGUGUUAUGAAAGCUUAGCUAUAUAUCGAGAUUAUCUGCCUGAAGAGGAUGAAUGUAUUGCUGAUACAUAUUUCAUCUUAGCUGAAUUAGCAUAUCUUCGAAAAGAUUAUGAUGCUGCAUUUUAAUUUGCUGAACAAUCUAUUUCAAUUUAUGAAUUAAAUAGCAAUAAGGAUACAAGUAAUAACAAAGAAUCAAGUGGUAGUUGCAAUGACUUUAAACCCUAAUUGUCUCCUGUUUACAAUUUAUUAGGAAUAUUACAUGCUAAUACUAAUGAUUAUAAAUUAGCACAAAAGUAUUUCCAUAAUGCUUAUCUAUGUGUAAAGUCGGAUUCACUUAAAAAAGCAUAAAUACUCAUGAAUUGGGGGAUAAUGUAAGCAUUAGAAUGCAAUACUGAAUUGGCAUAAAAAGGAAUUUUGAAGGCUAAACAAAUAUCCUCAGUAUUCUUAAACAAAAGUGAUCUGUCCUUAAGAUUAGAAAGAAACUAUUAAGAAUUAAUAUAAUGA
Molecule: messenger RNA, 1251 nt
Organism: Paramecium sonneborni
Lineage: Eukaryota; Ciliophora; Oligohymenophorea; Peniculida; Parameciidae
Source: the annotation of a GenBank genome assembly